AUGACUCAGCGGGCCGCAAUCCUCCCCGAGAGCGUCAGAUCCAAGUCUGUUGACGGUGGCGAAAUUGCUGAUGUUCAGGGAGCAUUGGGAGAGAGUGGAAGGCAGCGUCUUCCGCCAGAAAGCUCUAAUCUCACACUCCAAGCAGCAGCAUAUGGAGGCAAUGAAAAGAUGGUUCUCGAACUCUUGGAUCGGGGCGCCGAUGUCAACGCUGGUGCCGAAAACAGUGGCAAUGUCCUCCAAGCCGCUUCGCAUAGAAGCCGUCGAAGGGCGGUGCAGAUACUGCUAGAACGAGGUGCGGAUGUUCAUGUCGAGGGUCGAACUUAUCGCAAUGCCCUCUACGCAGCAUCGUUUCUAGGCCAUGAUAAGGUCGUACAAGUGCUAGAGGAUAAAGGUGCUUAUGUGAAUUCUUUUGGAGGGGUGGAAGAGAACUGUACUGAGGGGCAAUAUGGUACUGCACUUCAAGCGGCAUCAUUUCGAGAUCAUGACAGGGCGGUGCAGAUGCUCUUGAACAAGGGUGCCGACAUGAAUUUACCAAGAAAACAUGGCAAUACAUUAUGUCUUGCAUCACGAGCCGGUCACGACAGAGUGGUUCAGAUGCUCGUCGAACGAGGUGCUAGGUGA
Penicillium canescens is the source of this 621-nucleotide messenger RNA. RefSeq names its product ankyrin repeat domain-containing protein. The transcript is spliced from 4 exons. Gene Ontology annotation, molecular function: protein binding. Bases 1 to 621 code for a protein of 206 amino acids. Lineage: Eukaryota; Fungi; Ascomycota; Eurotiomycetes; Eurotiales; Aspergillaceae. The record is from RefSeq and is a predicted model, not a curated record.